Molecule: messenger RNA, 2361 nt
Organism: Pteropus alecto (black flying fox)
Lineage: Eukaryota; Metazoa; Chordata; Mammalia; Chiroptera; Pteropodidae
Gene: IRAG2
Product: lymphoid restricted membrane protein
Exons: 22
Coding region: 603-2099 (498 amino acids)
Cellular component (GO): endoplasmic reticulum membrane
Source: RefSeq, a predicted model, not a curated record
AGGAUCGAGAUGGCACAGCCCACUCUGCCAGUGAAAAAGCUAAGUCUUUGCUGCAUAAAUUAGAGGAAGCAAUUUCAGAACAACUGAGUCUCCAGACUAUAAAUACCGAGUUAGUGAACUCUUGCCAGACACUGGAACAGAAGACAAGAAAACUGAAAACAACAAUCAAGUCACUAAGAAAGAAGUUAAUAAAAGGACGACUCCAUGGCUUGCUGUUUCAGAGCUGUUUAGAUGAGGAAUUACUUCACUAUGAUCCCUUGUCAUGCACAGAUAGAAUUCAGCAUCUUCAAGAACAACUGAAGCAGUGUUACCAUAAACGAUAUAAUGGUCAAGAAACAAGAAUAUAUCAGACUCCUCUAACUUUCAAACAUAGAUGCUGGUACACACCUCUGCUGGAUGCCUUGCAUCUGGAUAGUCUUAUACCAGUUCCAAGACUGGCAUUGACACCUUUCUCAUGUGUAGCCAACCAAAUCCAUGCUUCAUGUGAAAGGCUCAAAUAUGGAGAAAUAGAAGAUGAUGCUUUGGACGUGACUAGAAGACACAAGUUCCCAGGCCCUACAGCUGGUCCCCACUCAGGAACAGCUCCUUCAGGUUGCAUCAGGAUGAAUGAUGACCAAAGUGUGGAAGAGAAUGGUGCUGAACAUUUGGAUUCUAAGAGCCUACCGCAGUCCAGGGACUAUUCCACACUGCCUUCUCCUGGACACACUUCAUCCACUGAGAGUACUGUGACUUCAAGUGAUUCUGGAUCAGAAACUUUGAAUAUGGCUUCUGGUGACCUUGAUUGCAAAUCACUCUGUGAAAAAAAGGAUACAAGAUCAGCUUCUACCGUGAUAAAAUUCAAAGACACAAGUCCAGCUCAUGAGAAUAUUGUGCUCGAAGGCUCUGUGAGUGAAGACAAAAUCAUGUUAAAUCUGGAAGCCAAAGAGGAACCAAAAACAAUAGAUGAGCAUAAAAAAGAAUGUGCUAUGGGAGAUACUGCUGUUUCCUCUAUUCCUGUAACAACUGUGAAAUCGGUUAACUUUAAACAAAGUGACAACACUUCUGCUAAUGAGAAGGAGGUGGAGGCUGAAUUUCUCAGAUUGUCUUUGGGAUUUAAGUGUGAUUGGUUCACCUUGGAGAAAAGAGUAAAGCUUGAAGAAAGAUCCCGUGACUUGGCAGAAGAAAAUUUGAAGACAGAAAUCACUAACUGUUUAAAGCUAUUGGAGUCUUUAACACCUCUUUGUGAAGAUGACAACCAGGCCCAGGAAAUCAUUAAGAAGCUGGAGAAGAGUAUAACAUUCCUUAGCCAGUGCACAGCACGAGUAGCCAGUAGGGCUGAGAUGUUGGGAGCCAUUAAUCAGGAAAGCCGAGUUAGUAAAGCAGUUGAAGUGAUGAUUCAGCAUGUAGAAAACCUGAAGAGAAUGUAUGCCAAAGAGCAUGCUGAAUUAGAAGAACUGAAACAGGUUCUCUUGCAAAAUGAAAGGUCUUUUAAUCCUCUGGAAGAUGAAGAUGACUGCCAAAUUAAAAAACGCUCAUCUUCUCUAAACUCCAAGCCAUCUUCUCUUCGAAGAGUGACCAUUGCCUCUUUACCCAGAAAUAUUGGAAAUACAGGAAUGGUGGCUGGGAUAGAUAAUAAUGACCGAUUCAGUAGGAGGUCAAGCAGUUGGCGUAUUUUGGGCUCAAAGCAGAGUGAACACCGUCCCUCCUUACAUCGAUUUAUCAGCACCUAUUCCUGGGCAGAUGCUGAAGAAGAAAAAUGUGAACUAAAAACUAAAGAUGACUCAGAACCACCUGGAGAAGAAAUCGUAGAAAGGACAAGAAAGCCAAGUCUUUCUGAAAAGAGAAAUAAUCCAUCAAAAUGGGAUGUCUCUUCUGUUUGUGACACAGUAGCUUCCUGGGCAACAAAUCUCAAGACUUCCGUCAGAAAGGCUAAUAAGGCACUCUGGUUUUCUGUUGCAUUAAUUGUACUGUUUGCAGCUUUGAUGAGCUUCCUCACAGGCCGAUUUUUCCAAAAGUCUGUGGAUGCCGCUCCAACACAGGAUGGAGACUCCUGGAUGUCUCUAGAACAUAUCUUAUGGCCAUUUACCAGACUCCAACACAAUGGGCCACCGCCAGUGUGACUGCAGCACCUCCUGACGUGUGUAUCUUGAUUUUUAAAGUUUCAGUAUCCAAACUGUGUAAAUUAGUAACUUUUAGCUAGAAAAAUUAUAGCCUGGAGCUAGAGGUUCUCAGAAUGAGUGUAGGAUAUUUUAAAUUCCUUCUUUUUGUGAUUAUCUCCCUAACUAAAAUACUAUGGGGAAGAGGUCUGCCUAUGAUCUUUUAAAAGUGAUAUUAUAUGUUGUUUGUUAAAAUUUAUUGAAAUAAAGAAUGAUUAAAUCGUCA